CCUUAUCUAGUGAUCGUUUAAGAAAACUGGUCGUCAAACUGAUAAACGUCACAAUAAAAAAAUACAAAAUGUCAGAAUAAAGUACAAUAAUAGUGCCUACAUAUUUUCUUAGCUAAGUGAAAGUAAUCAAAAUAGUAGAUAGGUACCUACUACACAUGCAACAGAAAAUAUUUAAAUAUGGAAGAUCAAGGAGCUAAGAAAAUUUUAUUUAACAAAUCAAUGCUAUUUAGCCUGAAAGCUGAGCUACUGAGGAAACAAGAAGAGGUUCUUGUGAAGAAGCAAAUGCCUCAGCAUAAAGCUGAAAAUUUCAAACCACCUCCAGUAAAAACUGACAAAUCAGAAAAAUCAGAUAAAAAAUCUUUUAAAGAAAACUUGAAAGCUGUCGACGUUGAGGAGUUACAAGCAAGUAGAAAAUCAAAGUUGGCAUUGGAGAAAAAAGCUGAGCUUUAUGAACAUUUAACAGACAAUGCUGGCAAUUCGCAGCUAGCAGGAAGAUUCUUGGUAGAUUUCAGUACAAAAAAACAGCAGCAACAAGAAUUUACUAAGACUAUCGUAGAAAAUAAAUCUGGAGAUGAACAAGUUGUGGCAAAUGACAAUGAUGACAAAGAUGAGAAUGAGUGGGUCGAGUUUACAGAUUGUCUCGGUAGAACUAGAAAAUGUCAUAAAUCGGACCUCGAAAUGUUUACGACGCGGGAUAAAGCACUUAGGAGAACUAUGGGUAUUGACACAAGCACUGAAGACCAUUCCACCAAUGAGGAUACAAAUCAGUCAACAGAGAAACCGUAUUUGGUACAGAAGACUAAUGAUUACCUUCAAUCGCUUCGAAGAAAAUGGGAAGAGAAAGAAAAGGAUCUUCUUCAGAAAGACAAAGACAUCCAUUAUCAGGAUUUGUUGUUUGAUGAGGCAAGAAUACACGGCGUCGGUUAUUACUCGUUCAGUACUGAUGAGACUGAGCGUCGUAAACAGAUGGAAGAGUUGACGAAACGUCGCCAGGACACGUUGAAGAAACAAGAAGAAGCUGAGGAAAUGAGGAAAAAGCGUGACGAGCUGAUGGCUGCCAGGGUCGCCGCCGCCAGGGCCAGGCAGCGAGCGCGCGCUGGUCUGCCGCCCGAACCGCCACAAGAAAACCAAAAGGAUUUCUCCGCUUGUCUUCUUGAAUUGCUAACGCGGCAAAGGAAUGAAGUAGAAGAAAAAGCUAAAGCCGAGGAAAAUAAAAUAAAAGAAGAACAAGAAAAAGAAAGGCAAAAGCUAAGGGAAGCUUACAUUCGUGAGUGGGACUUGGGAAAGGAAGGUGUCGAAGAUAAAGUCAAGAAGUUUCGCGAAAUGACUCAAGAAGAAUAUGUUGAACAGCAAAGGAACAAGAGAAUAAAUGAAUUCGCUCCGCCUCAGAUAUCUGAGAAGAAAUCAAGUUUUGUUUUCGAUAGUAAAGGACGAAAAGUUAAUUCAGAAGAACCAGCUACGCAAAAUAAAACUUGGUCUGACGUGAGACCUAAAAUUAAUACACCGCCUCCACCUCAUAUUGGGGAAAUAAGUUUGGAUGAAUCGUCAUCUCAAACAUUUAUAGAGGAAAGCAAUUCAAUGAAACGAAAAGGCUUAUAUUUCUCAAGUAAAGAAACAAGAUUCAAUUACAGGAACUUCGUUCCGCAGCAAGAUCUAACGCCUAUAGUUAACGAAUUAAGUGAUGAUGAAUCAAACAAUGCCUUAGAGACCAAAAAUACAGGAAAUGUCCCAAGCCAUUCUGAAAUAGCUCCUCCUGCUACAUAUGAGUAUUAUGGACCCGUUAAUAAAAAGCGAAUUAUCGAGAGACCAUUUAAAUCGGACAUUAGAGAAGCAUACGCCCAGGGAAGUAAAUAUUUAGAAGCGUCUAAUAGUAACCGAGAGUCGAAUAUACCUAAACAGUACGAUUUUAUGUUUAACUAAGGGAGGUUAAUAAAUAACUAGUAGAUA
This is a messenger RNA of Bombyx mori (domestic silkworm), 1947 nucleotides long. RefSeq names its product coiled-coil domain-containing protein 174. The coding region runs from base 178 to 1920 and encodes 580 amino acids. The transcript has 7 exons. Gene Ontology annotation, cellular component: nucleus. Lineage: Eukaryota; Metazoa; Arthropoda; Insecta; Lepidoptera; Bombycidae. The record is from RefSeq and is a predicted model, not a curated record.